Molecule: messenger RNA, 1671 nt
Organism: Pelodiscus sinensis (Chinese soft-shelled turtle)
Lineage: Eukaryota; Metazoa; Chordata; Testudines; Trionychidae
Gene: GREM1
Product: gremlin 1, DAN family BMP antagonist
Biological process (GO): animal organ morphogenesis
Molecular function (GO): receptor ligand activity; BMP binding
Source: RefSeq, a predicted model, not a curated record
ACGGAGAAGAGGUGGUGUGGGCAAACCGCUUCUCAGGCAGGUACUGCCGGAUGAAUGGAAGAGGGAGGAUUUAAUAUUUAACUCUUCUUACAUAUCGGGCCUUAAUGGGGGCGGAAAAUCUGAUUUUCUGUGCAUUCCAAGAACAAUUCCUGGGGGGUGACCUUUAGCACCGAGUCUGCUGAAAGGAAAGUAGCCGAGUGUUUAUCUGGAGAUGGCUGAAAGCUUUCCCUGGUGGAAGUUUAUGGAAGUGUUAAAGGGGGCGGAUAAUACGCUCUUUGGAGGCGCUUGGCCAAUGAUCUGGAGGGGCUUGGAGAGCAGAUCUCAGCUGGCAGACAUUUAAAUGGGAGACAGCUCGGCGCUGCUGCAAUUUGUAAUCAAGACCCGAGACUCCCUCUAUAUGGACUCCCUGGCAGCUCCAGGCUCUUAUCCCACUGCAGCCUCUAGCCGGCCAGCGAAGUGACCCACCCCAGGCCGGAGACCUGUGCAGAGCAAGAGAACUCACCGCUCCAGCUGAACAGAGACCGCAGCGGAGGGCGAGCAGCCGCCAGAGCAGGAUGGUCCGCACAGUGUAUGCUGUUGGUGGUCUGCUUCUUCUAGCUGGACUCCUGAUACUCCCAGCAGAAGGGAAAAAGAGGAACCGUGGAUCUCAGGGAGCCAUCCCUCCUCCAGACAAGGAUCAGCCCAACGAUUCAGAGCAGACACAGACAAAACAGCAGCCAGGUUCAAGGAACCGAGACCGGGGCACACCAAUGCCUGCUGAAGAGGUGCUGGAGUCUAGCCAGGAAGCAUUACAUGUCACUGAGCGCAAGUAUCUUAAGCGGGAUUGGUGCAAAACUCAGCCCCUCAAACAAACCAUCCAUGAAGAAGGCUGCAAUAGUCACACUAUUAUCAACAGAUUCUGCUAUGGCCAGUGCAAUUCCUUUUACAUCCCAAGGCACGUCCGCAAAGAGGAAGGCUCUUUUCAGUCCUGUUCCUUCUGCAAACCUAAGAAGUUCACCACUAUGACAGUUACACUCAAUUGUCCCGAACUUCAGCCCCCCAGAAAGAAGAAGAGAAUUACACGAGUCAAGGAAUGUCGGUGUAUAUCCAUAGAUUUGGACUAGAUUCUGCAGAAUAUUAUUACAUAGGACACUCCAGGCAUAGGCAAUCGUAUUUGCCAGGAUAAGAGUGAAUGACAUAACUACCACACUGGUGGGGCUGGACACAACUGACAGAAACCAGAAUGAAUCACCCAAAACAUGGUUGGGGUGUGUGUGUGUGUGAGACUGUGUAUCUGUAUGCAGAAGUAUAUGAAUGUUCACUAUAGAGUAAAAACAUUUAAUUCAGGUGUGAAUAUCACCAAAGGCCUAUGAAACUCACAGGCUUAAUAUCAAAUCUACGAAUUAGGACCCUUCGCAUACACUCACAUUCUACCUGCUUACUGGGUUCAGUGCAGCUGUGACUUUUUUGCUAAUGCGUCAUUGGAGACCGUAUUAUUCACUUCACAAUACGAAAAGAAAUAUCAAAUAAGAGGCAUUUAGAAGAUCCCAAGCAUGAAUUUGAUCCUAAAUUUAAAGUAACCAGUGUUAAAAGGGGUGCAGCCAUAGAUGAAAACUCACUUUGGCUACAUCUAGACUACAAACCUCUUUCGAAAGAGAACGUCUAGACUGCAACCACAUCUUUCGAAAAAGC